This is a messenger RNA of Fopius arisanus, 1107 nucleotides long. RefSeq lists its product as uncharacterized. The coding region runs from base 325 to 1068 and encodes 247 amino acids. The record is from RefSeq and is a predicted model, not a curated record. NCBI's taxonomy places the organism in Eukaryota, Metazoa, Arthropoda, Insecta, Hymenoptera, Braconidae. The transcript has 3 exons.
UUGUACGGCCAUGACUGAGUUAAAAAGCCGAGCAUUCUACCGUGAUAAAUUCCCUAUUACAUCUAUAUAAGUAUAAAAAAAAGAGGGUGGGGUAAAAGCACAUAUUCAAACACAACUUUGGAAUGGAGAAAGUUAGCGCUUACUUUAUAUAUACACCAGCUAGUGAACAACGCUCACAUUUUCAAUGAAACCGGCCCAUUGGUAAUUGCUAUUACCCCGUGUACAGAGUGUCCACAAACACCAGUGAAUUGAUCAAAUCAAACUCUAUUUACUUUUUUCUUUUCUAUUCUAUUCUAUUUUUUAUCGAUUACUAGUCAGUCAAAAAUGAUUUGUUACAUUGCAUUUAUCUUGCUACUCACGUGGAGUGGAAAAAUCUCGGGAGAAUUGCCACCUGGUGUGACUCCCUGUCCACGUGCCAGUCCUCCAGCUGAAUAUGACAAGUGUGUGCUGCAACAACUGGAACUAGUUACACCGCAAUUAGUCAAAGGAAUACCUUCCCUGAAAAUACCACCAAUGGAUCCUCUGAUUCUACCUUCCCUCGUAAUUGAUCGCAGUCUGGAUGCCAUCAAGAUUAAGGCUAAUUUGACUGGUGUGAGAGUUUAUGGCGGAACUAACUACAAAAUUGAUGAGCUACAUGCCCAACCGGAUGAUUUGACAGUUGCUUUGAAAGCUCUAUUCCCGUACAUUCAUGUGAAAGGAAAUUAUGAUGUCAAGGGAAGUCUUCUGCUGCUCACACUCAAUGGGAAUGGAGGGUUCAGAGGAAAUUUCACAAACACUCAAGUACGAGUUCAAGCCCAAGGACGAGAAGUAACUGAUAAGAACGGAAUUCGAAGAGUUCAAGUGCACAAAUUGUUGACGAAAAUUCGGGUUGGAGAUGGAAAUAUCCAACUAAAGGCACAGCCCGCCUACAAAGCCGCAGCCGAUGCAGCAGCAACUUUCUUCAAUGGAAGUCCCCGUUUAGUGCUCGAUAUAAUAAAUCCAAUAAUUGAGGAAACAGCUACAUCGAUAGCUAAAGCAUUAGCUGCCCGAGCCUUUGGAGCUCUAACCAAAGAUGAGAUCUUGCCUUGAGACAUGGUUGUUAGUUUUUCACAACAAAAAGACAACAAA